Messenger RNA from Haplochromis burtoni (Burton's mouthbrooder), 2866 nucleotides. It is a transcript of the gene ak4, whose product is annotated as adenylate kinase 4. Gene Ontology annotation, biological process: nucleobase-containing compound metabolic process. Bases 301 to 981 code for a protein of 226 amino acids. Gene Ontology annotation, molecular function: ATP binding; nucleoside diphosphate kinase activity; AMP kinase activity. NCBI's taxonomy places the organism in Eukaryota, Metazoa, Chordata, Actinopteri, Cichliformes, Cichlidae. Gene Ontology annotation, cellular component: cytoplasm; mitochondrion. The transcript has 5 exons. The record is from RefSeq and is a predicted model, not a curated record.
GAAGAAAAAAGGGUGUUUCGACUUGAUCCGAGUCUGAGAGCAGGAUAGUCCCACUGUGCGCAGAAAGUGGGCUCUGUCUGCGUAAAGAUCCACAGUCUCCAAAGAUAGGCUGAAAUUUACAUUGGCAGAGUUUUUUUUUUUUUUUAAACCGCCCUAACCUUAGAUCUAUUUGAUUGCUCUUGCUUGCAACUGAUGAGGAAUUUAAUUAAAAGGUGAGCCUAUCUCUGUCUCUGACGCACAACCUGCAGAAGUGACAUCUGAGCAUCUUAGAGUUUUUGUUUUCACAGUAGCUUUUAAGAUAUGGCCAAGUUAUUCCGAGCUGCUAUCAUGGGUCCACCGGGAUCAGGGAAAGGAACGAUAUCCCAGAGGAUUGCGCAAAGUUUUGGCCUGCAGUAUCUGUCCAGUGGUCAUUUUCUACGAGAGGGCAUAGCGGCAAAAACAGAGGCAGGCUUGCUGGUGAAGACCUAUGUAGAGAGAAGCAUGCUGGUGCCUGACCAUGUGAUGACCAGAUUGAUGCUGCCCAGACUGGAACAGCUGAGCGGUCACAGCUGGCUGCUGGAUGGUUUCCCCCGCACACUCGGACAGGCUUUGGCCCUCAACAAUUUGUAUCAGCUAGACUUGGUUAUCAGCCUAAACAUCCCCUAUGAGACUCUCAAGGAGAGACUGAGCGACCGCUGGAUCCAUCCAGCCAGCGGCAGAGUCUACAACAUGGGCUUCAACCCUCCCCGAGUGCAGGGUAAGGAUGACAUCACAGGAGAGCCACUGAUUCAGCACGAUGACGACAAGCCGGAGGCUCUGAUGGCCAGACUGAGACAUUACAAAGAUGUGGCAAAACCCGUAAUUGAUUUGUACAAGUCACAAGGAAUCCUGCACUCAUUUUCCGGUACAGAGACAGACCGGAUUUGGCCUUAUAUAAAUUCUCUCCUCAGCACGAAGAUGCACACACAGCCAUCAGAUACCUGCCAAGCUCAGACACCAUGAGUCUACCCCGAAUGAACAAAAAACCAAGGGGAAUGAGGGGAAGAAGUGCAGUGGUGCCUUUAUGUACUGGCCUGGUGUCAGCUUUCGGUUUGGCCAUUAAGAGUGAACUUUAGAACAAUGGACCAGGUCACUGACACACAUGUUUCUCAUUGACUGUCCAGUUUUCCAAACGAAAGAUUGUAUGAAAAUUUUCAAAGACUUAUAGAAUGAAGAUUGUGACAAAUUCAGAUUCAGAAUCCUGACAGUAAAACAUUCAAGAUCGUUCAAGGCUGCUAAAAACCAAAAUGCUUAAACAUCCAAAUUCUGCACAACACUUUCAUUAAUCAGUUUAUCACACAUGAAUUUUGAUCUUCAGUUGCUCCGACCCAACCACUGAAUGAGCCAAUAUGGAAAAAGUAAACACUAAUGUCUGAUUUAUUUUAUAGUAAAACCAAAAAACGAUGGGGGAAAAUAAUACUCACAUGAUUAAAAACACUUACAGUUUUUUAAAUAUAAAUCACAACAUAAAAUAUCAUCACAUUAUUGCCUAGAAAACGCACACGAAGAGUAAAUAUUCUCAUGCCAUUGCCUUAACUGAGCAAUAGUAAAGUUCAUCAUCGCCCCUUAUAUGAAAACAUCAUUUGAGUCAUUUUUUUUCUUAUACACUAGAAACCUGUUAAAGCCUGUGUGCUACAUGCAAAGUCAUCUGUUACAUACAGAACUGUUUUUUUAUUUAAAUGUAUUUGUGAUUGUACACUAUAGCCAUCAGUUACACAGACAGUGCAAGCUGUAACAAACUGCUAAUCUUUUUUGCUGAAAUGCUGUUAACUUUGGUCUGCAGUCAUCUUUGGACUUGUACAAGAAUCCUGUACAGUGACUCAGCGGCACUGGGAUGAAGAUCAGUGCCUUCAGUAUUGUUACAUUCCUUAAAACAUGCCAUAAGGUUGCCUUGAGAUUCUGAUCACCAAAAUGUGAUAUUUUUGGUAUGCUGCAAUGAUUUUGCAGUGAUUGUUCAGCUAAAUACUUUUAUGAUUCUGAUAUGGUCAUAGAUGCAAAGAUGUUCUCAUGUCUGGAUUGUUUGAAUGUAUAACUCAGUGCUGCAGGGUGAACAAAAUGUAGUAGGUCUUUGCAUACUUUGCUUUGUAGCUUUUUUUGUUUCAUGUGAUUGUUUGAAAGUCGCAGUGAUUAUUCACAAAACAGAAUAGCUUAUGAAAUGAUGACUAAGACAGUAAUUUAGCCACACUAAUAACUAAAACACAUCCAUCAUCAAAUAUGUUUCUAAAAUAUUUGAUGUAGCUCUGUUAGUGCUGUCCAACCAUUUUAAAAACUUGUAUGUAAAUUAGCAUCUGUUUUAUUCACUGCAGCACAUUUCCCAUGAGCUUCUCUUUGUUUUACAUCCCAGGUUUGUAAUUUUUUUCUUCCAUUAUCUGUGUUUUGAUUGUAUGGGUAUGUUGUACAUUUGAUUUAAAAGUAUUAUGAGUUGACUCUCAUAUUGUAACCAGAAGACCAAAGAGGAAGUAAACAUGAGAGUGCAACAGAGCCUGGGGAAGGAGCAAAAUAAAUUGAUACAUGUUUGCUAAUGGAGAACAAAUCCAGACUCUUAGAGGGAAGUGGGUUUAGAUUGUGCUGUGUAGGACUGAAUGCUUCUUAAAUGAAUGGAUGUGGCAAUGGGUUUUUGCCCUGUGUUCAUAAAGUGUUGUCAAAACAUGUUAGGCAUGUUAAAUCUGUUUUUCCAGCUUUCAUUCAUUCAGUCAGCUUUCGUUGUUUUUCUCUGCGAUUAAGCCAGUACUUGCUUGGCAACAUGCACUUGUGCACAACUAGUUACGUUUCUUAAGAUCAUGCAAUGUUGUGUAACAGACCUAGGAGAUAAUUAAAUGAAUGACAAUAAUGGGUGUACAAACACACA